Cryptomeria japonica (Japanese cedar) is the source of this 465-nucleotide messenger RNA. RefSeq lists its product as uncharacterized. The record is from RefSeq and is a predicted model, not a curated record. Lineage: Eukaryota; Viridiplantae; Streptophyta; Pinopsida; Cupressales; Cupressaceae. The coding region runs from base 1 to 465 and encodes 154 amino acids. Gene Ontology annotation, molecular function: RNA-DNA hybrid ribonuclease activity; nucleic acid binding. The transcript has a single exon.
AUGGAUCAGGUCAAUCCAAGAUUGGGUGUUAAAUGGGAAGCGCCAGAGCUUGGGUGGUGCAAGGUAAACUUUGAUGGUGCUUCUGCAGGAAACCCGGGUCAAAGUGGUAUUGGAUGUAUAUUGAGGAACUCCGAUGGUAUUUGUAUAAAAGAAAUCUCUAAAAAGUUUGGAGUUGCCACUAACAAUGAAGCUAAAUUCAGAGCGGCUUUAAGAGGACUGCAACUAGGGAAGGAGCUUGGGGUGCAGAGAAUUCAUCUGGAGGGAGACUCAUUAAAUGUGGUUAAUGCGGUCCGCUGUAACAAUAGCCCUAGUUGGCGCCUUGACCAGUGGCUUCAACCGAUUCUGGUGCUGCUGGCCACCUUUGAUGAAUUUCGGAUUAGCCACAUCUAUAGGGAAGGUAAUGGAGAGGCUGAUAGACUCUCUAAAAUGGCAAUAGCUAUGGGUGACCCCCCCUUGGCACUCUAA